Cynoglossus semilaevis (tongue sole) is the source of this 1696-nucleotide messenger RNA. RefSeq names its product FA core complex associated protein 24 (gene faap24). NCBI's taxonomy places the organism in Eukaryota, Metazoa, Chordata, Actinopteri, Pleuronectiformes, Cynoglossidae. The record is from RefSeq and is a predicted model, not a curated record. Gene Ontology annotation, biological process: interstrand cross-link repair. Bases 386 to 1033 code for a protein of 215 amino acids. The transcript has 5 exons. Gene Ontology annotation, molecular function: chromatin binding. Gene Ontology annotation, cellular component: Fanconi anaemia nuclear complex.
GAAUGAAAGUAUUGAUGAGAAAGUUACUCAUCCUCAUUAAUUACACAACUGCCUAAGUGUGUAAAAUUAUUAAAAUAAAUCUCCGUGAUUUCUCUCUCACGUCUGUGUCUGGAAAGGUCUAAACAUUCAACGAAUUUGUUUUUACUAAAAUUAAAAAACUGACGUAUUUCAUCGUUAACCAGUAGAUUUUCAGUUAAGGCUGUAGUUUUACUGUUGUCCACCAGAGCGGCGCACGUCCCUCAUCUCAACAUUGGGGAGUGAAGUAGAAGAAGAGAAGUGGCGUAAUGGAGGCAAAACCAAACCAAGUCACUCGUUACACAUGAAGAUAAUGAAGUUUUCGGACUGAAUUCGUUUCAAAUGUCCAGCGGUUUCGACGUAAAGUCAGAUGGAGGAUCAACGAACCGCCGCGCUGAACGCUGUUCCACCGUGUGGACACGUUUUGUCCAGCGAGAAGUGGAGAAACUCUUCCCUCGUCCAGAGCCUCCGAGGUGGAGGAGUGAAUGUCCUGUUUGAGAGUGAGCUGGGUGUAGCAGAUUUCCAUCUUCCCAACAGGAGCUGCGCCCUCUACGUGUCAGAGUGUGACAUUGUGGCUGGGAACAGCUACAAGAGGAAACUGGUUCGCUACAGAAAUGCCGGCAGCAGCUUCCAGGAGCUGGUGGUGGUGGAGAACACCAGGCUGAGUCAGCAGUAUUUCUCUGCUGUGCAGAAGUUCGUGGUGUUGGAGCUGGGCCUGACCGUGCUGCCGGUCAGUGGACAGACGGAGGCGGCGCAGCUCAUCGCACAGAUCGUCCACAGCAGCAGCAGAGAGAACCCCUUCAGAAGGACCGUAUCCCCUCGGAUCCUGGACCCGUUGGUCCUGGCUGUGGUCCAGAAGGUUCCUGGUGUGGGCGGGGUCAAGGCUCUGGCUCUGCUACAGAAGUUCUCCAGCCUGCAGCAGCUUAGUAACGCCACCAGCAGCGAGCUGGAGCCUGUGGUUGGUCGGGCCGCUGCUCAGCACAUCCACAGCUUCUUCAACAGGUCCACGGGGCAGUGACCCACGGGGCAGUGACCCACGGGGCAGUGACCCACGGGGCAGUGACCCACGGGGCAGUGACCCACGGGGCAGUGACCCACAGGUCCACUUCUAGAUGAGUUCGCCUUCAGAAAUGAUGAUGUUCUCUCCUUUCUUCAGAUGAACCUCAGUGACACAUAAUGACCACAGGAGGCAGCAGUGGACCAGCAGCUCGUGUCAUGUGAUCAGUCCAGGAGGAAGUGGAAACUUUUUCUCUGUUGUGACAAAAAAAAAAGGCAACCGUUGUGUUUGGACUUUAGCCACAAAAACAUGUCAAAGUCGAACCAGUUCCAGUUCCAGCUCUGAUCUGUGUGUUUGUUCCACUGCUGGGAUGGAUGUUCUGACCAUUAACGAUCCUUCAUUAAAUAUUAAUGAGCUGGAGGUUGGUGCACCCCCCCCCCCUCCCUCCAUCAGCUCCAGUGGAUGUUAACGGUCUGUAGGACUGGAGACUGGAGGUCCAGAGGAAUUUCCACCUGGGUUGUCGGUUCAACGUCUGGUCAAAGAUUCACCGUCACAUUGUGAAAAUGUUUUUUCCCUCUUCUUUUUCAUAAUGUCAGAUUUUCAAGCUGUUUUUUUUUUUUAAAUUAAAGUUAAAGACAGUGUGUGUGUGUGUGUGUGGCGGCGAUCACUGUUCAUUAAAAAGUC